Molecule: messenger RNA, 2182 nt
Organism: Lingula anatina
Lineage: Eukaryota; Metazoa; Brachiopoda; Lingulata; Lingulida; Lingulidae
Biological process (GO): sucrose catabolic process
Cellular component (GO): cytoplasm
Molecular function (GO): sucrose alpha-glucosidase activity
Source: RefSeq, a predicted model, not a curated record
UGGUGCACUAUCAUUGCCUUGCCUGGUAAAAUCAGGAUUGAGCAGCCGGGGUACAGUAGGUACAGGGGGAUCCAAUUAAUCUGCUAAUUAAAGCGGAUUGCGGAGUAUAUUACUAUGGUCACAUAAUAUCUCUAGACUCAGGGCAACAUUACGUGACUGUGUUACCAUCACAACAUUAAAAUGGAUUACCGCAGACGUCUGCUUGUUUUGGUUUUUGUUCUUUUCAAAGAUGUUUAUCCAGAAGGAAGUAAAGUCAAGACCAAGCUCUAUCAUGAGCAGUGGCGUCCUCAGUACCACUUUACAGCCGAAGUGAAUAUGAUGAACGAUCCGUGUGGCCUGGUAGCGUAUGGCGGGAAAUGGCAUUUGUUUUAUCAAUAUGAUCCGGUUGGGGUAAAACCCAACAGGUACACCAGCUGGGGUCAUGCGGUCAGCGAUGAUUUAAUUCACUGGGAUCACUGGCCGCUGGCCAUUCCCGAGACCGUAGGCGUGGUUGCAUACAGCGGAAGUACGGUGGUGGAUGUGCACAAUACCACUGGCUUUUCUUGCAAUGGUGCUGUCCCCCUGGUGGCUGUUUUCGCUGGAGACAAUUGGUACACACAUGCGGCGGACGAACGAUUAUCCUAUAGUUUAGAUGGAGGCAUGACAUGGACCAAGUAUGUCAAUAACCCGGUGCUUAGCAACGGCCACACCCAUUUCCGAGAUCCGAAAGUAUUUUGGUACGAACCGACAAAACGGUGGAUCAUGGCCGUAGCCCAAGCGCAAGGAAGAAUUCGCUUUCAUUUCUACUCAUCGCCAAAUCUAAAAAACUGGACGCACUUGAGUGAGAUGGGACCAGAUGGGACAAUUCCAAAUAAGGAGUGGGAGUGUCCUGACUUGUUUCAGAUACCAAUCGAAGGAGAAAAUACUAAAAAGUGGGUGGUGCCAGUGGUGACAGGGAUUGGAUCCGUGCCAAGAAGAUCUGUGCUGUAUUUUGUAGGUGAAUUUGAUGGAACUAGCUACAAGUCCGACAAGCCUAAAGCAAAGUUGAUGGACUACGGUCAAGACUUUACAGCCGGCAAUACCUGGAACAAUCACAUAGACAAUAGGCGGCUAUACAUUGCCUGGAUGUGUGUCUGGGAGACCUGUUCGUCCAUACCCACCACACCCUUCAUUGGAGCUCAGAGCAUGAUCAGGGAGCUGUUCCUCGAGAGAGAAAACAACGAGGUGUUGCUGGUCCAGAGGCCCAUUAAAGAGAUGGAGAUGCUGCGCGUGAAGAAAACGUUGGAAGUCGCCAACACGGAUAUUGCCAGUGUUCAAAAGAAGCUCAGCGAGCAGCCGUUACGGGGGCGGCUGCUGGAAAUCAAGGCGGAAAUAAGACCCAAAGCUGGAACAAAAGACGUCGGCAUAAUUGUCAUGAAAGGCGCCAAAGAAGAAACAAGAAUCGGAUACAGGCACACGAAGAGCUCUAGAUCUGUUUACAUCGACCGCACGUCGUCUGGCUUCAUGCACCCGAAAAUGAGUCGUGUUGAUCUCGCGCCAGUUGUUUUACAGAAUGGCGUCGUAAAACUUUGGAUCUUCGUGGACUGGUCCUCCGUGGAACUCUUUGCCAACAACGGGCGCCAAGUUAUAACAAGUAGGAUUUUUCCAAACGAGACGAGCGAUGGUGUUGAUGUCUACGUCUCUGGGUCUGACGUGGAUAUUGUAACCAUGGAGAUAUACGAGUUGAAAACCACGUGGGAUCGCUACUGGCCGGAUAUGAAACCACGUGACUCCAAACCAGUAAAACUAGGUACAGUUGUUAAACUUGCGAGCCAAAGUGACCGUGACUUACAAGCACGUGGCUCGCAAAAUUCAGAGACUUGUUUUAAGCAACUUAUGUAUAACGUUAUGUAUUUGGAUGCCAUAGUUAUUUUUGCUGUCUUUAUUUUCAUGACCCGUAGGGGGCGUUUAAGAUGGUUUCCCUCAAGAUAGGGACGUUUAUGACUUAAGCAGCCAAACAUUAUUUCAUGGUUAUCAUCGUUCAUACCGUACAUGCAGUUUAUUUCUUCUUAUCUGUCAUCAGUUGUAUAAAAGCAUAUGUAGCUUAUCUAAAUGUGGUAAUUUUGCCACUGGUAAGGAUUAUUUAAGCAUUAAGCAAGAAAAACGUCAUUCUAAUUGCAUACACCUUAACACACACUGCUAAUGGAGAGCGUUUAGUUCGAUA